Molecule: messenger RNA, 1434 nt
Organism: Zootermopsis nevadensis
Lineage: Eukaryota; Metazoa; Arthropoda; Insecta; Blattodea; Termopsidae
Gene: Hmg-2
Product: High mobility group protein 2
Biological process (GO): regulation of gene expression
Cellular component (GO): nucleus
Source: RefSeq, a predicted model, not a curated record
AUGGUAGUUCUGGCUAUUAAUCUGUGACGUGAUUAAUUGGGAAUAAAUAUGCAUAUUGGUCAUUUUAUUACGAGCACGUUGGCAAACGGCUCAAGUUGAUCAUUUCUGUGCCUGACGCAUUACAGCAAAGUAAAAUAAACUUCUACUGGGGUGCUGUCAACUAUGGAUCAGUUGGUCUCAGGAUUAACGGCAGAAAAAACAGACACUCUGCAGCAGCCAGGAGAGCCAGCAAAGACUUCAACACAUCAACAAAGUGCACCUUUAUCAGAAACACAGUCACCAGCAGCCAGCAGUCCUCAAGUGAGACCAAAAACAGCAGGUAGUUCUGAUGAGAAGGCACCAGAUUCUUCGGACAAUGGAAACAAAACCCGCGGUAGUUUGCCCAAAGGAAAAAAACGCAAAAAAGCUCAACGAGAUCAUACAGCACCUAGACAACCACUUACAGGUUAUGUGAGGUUCUUGAAUGAUCGAAGGGAAAAAGUUCGAUCAGAGAAUCCAAACCUCCCAUUCCCAGAAAUAACCAAACUUCUAGCUGUUGAAUGGAGUCAGUUACCAGCCAGUCAGAAGCAGCACUAUUUAGAUGCAGCAGAACAAGACCGUGAACGUUAUACACGUGAACUGCAAGCAUAUAAACAGACAGAAGCAUACAAAAUCUUCACCCAGAAACAGUCAGAAAAGAAACAGCGUGAAGAGAAGCCAGUGGAAGUUACUGUUCAACCUGAAGAGGAUGCAGAAAAGGAGACUGAUUAUCCAGGGUUUGACAUCCCAAUUUUUACUGAAGAAUUUCUUGAUCACAAUAAAGCUCGUGAAGCAGAGCUACGACAGCUUCGCAAAUCCAAUACUGAUUAUGAGCAACAGAAUGCAAUACUACAAAAACACAUUGAGAAUAUGAAAGCAGCAGUUGAAAAGUUGGAAGUUGAAACAGUGCAACAGCGUAAUUACAAUGUAGCUCUGCAGCAGCAUUUAGACCAUAUGAGAGCUACACUCACUACAAGUUUCCAGAAUAUUCCUCUUCCAGGCAGUAAUGAGGUUCCAACCUUGACCUCUAUUGAUAAUUAUAUGACUCGUCUUCAUUCACUGCUUCUCGACUCCACCACCCGGGACCGGGAGGCACUCGUGGCCACAGUACGCGAAUUAGUGGGCCGUCUGGAGUUCCAUGGAUGACCAAACCAAUCCAGUGCUCGCAGGCGAAGGCAUAAUAAGUGACCUGCAUUUCAUGUGUGACCAGUGAGACUGAACGUUACAAGACAUGUUCUGUUUUUGCAUUAUUACUGAUUUAUUCAGAAACUAAAUGAGAGUGUGCAUUUCAGUAUAGGUCAUAUAUGGUAUUUCAUUUUAAAUAGAAUUAUAUUAGAAUGCUGGUAUUUGUGCUUUUCUUACAGAUGUAUCUUUUUUCCUUCCACUGAGAGACAGAAUAAAUUAGAUAAUUGUCUA